Triplophysa rosa is the source of this 7505-nucleotide messenger RNA. It is a transcript of the gene dnase2b, whose product is annotated as deoxyribonuclease II beta. The transcript has 6 exons. Gene Ontology annotation, biological process: apoptotic DNA fragmentation. The coding region runs from base 1 to 1059 and encodes 352 amino acids. Gene Ontology annotation, molecular function: deoxyribonuclease II activity. NCBI's taxonomy places the organism in Eukaryota, Metazoa, Chordata, Actinopteri, Cypriniformes, Nemacheilidae. The record is from RefSeq and is a predicted model, not a curated record.
AUGCAGACUAAAAUGUUCUUCUUCUUCAAGCUCUCCGUGUGUGUCUUGUCAUUCAUGAUUUGUUUCUCAGAGGCAGUUAUUUCGUGUUUGAAUGAGGAUGGCCGGCCUGUGGACUGGUUUAUUAUUUACAAACUUCCCAUUUACAAGAUGGAGGUUGAGGGAAGUGGGCUGGAGUACAUGUAUCUGGAUUCAACAGUCACAAACUGGCAGAUGAGUAAACACACAAUAAACAGCAGUCGAGGAGCGUUGGGCAGAACAUUGACACAGCUCUACUAUAAAUAUAAAUCCAACAGUUCAGUGUAUAUGAUUUACAACGACGCUCCACCAGAACUGAAGUACCUGAGCCAUUAUGGACAUACAAAAGGAGUGAUUUUGUUCGAUCAGUCUCGAGGAUUCUGGCUCACACACAGCGUUCCUCAUUUCCCUCCAUUUCCAGAGAGAGGUUACGGUUAUCCAUCCUCAGGAAAAUACUACGGCCAGACUCUGAACUGUAUUACAUACAACUACACACAGUUCCCUUUGAUAUCACAGCAGUUAGCGUUUAUUUAUCCACACGUGUAUAACUGCUCCAUCCCUCUGGCGUUUCGCCCACAUAUCGCAGUCAUGGCACAAAUCUGCGAUGCAAAGACACCGUUCAUAAAAACCCCAAAGAAUUCAGAGAAGCUGGUCUCUGUACGAGGACAAACUUUUUUCAGUUUUGCUAAAUCACCCUACUAUGUGGACGACAUCUACACAGCUUGGGUGGCCCAGACAUUAGGGACAGAUCUGCUGGUGGAAUCAUGGAUGCACCAAGGACAUCAGCUUCCCUCCAACUGCUCUCUUCCACACCAUGUGAUGAACAUUAUAAGAGUUUGUCUGCCAGGAUCUCAGAUGUUCAGCUCCUAUGAGGAUCACUCUAAGUGGUGUGUAUCUUAUGCUUUCAAAGACCAGUGGACGUGUCUGGGGGACUUGAAUAGAGACAUCGGUCAGACUGGCCGAGGAGGUGGGCUGAUAUGUUCUAAAAACCCAAUUAUUUAUAAAGCCUUCCGUCAGGCAAUGGCUGGUUAUAAACACUGCUGAGACGUUUUCAUCAGACUGAACCAGCUCAGGACCUCUGCAUGCAUGUAGUACAUCAGAGAACUUUUACCUCUAAUCCUGAUGUACUUUUGAAAGAUGUGAGAGAAUAUAUUCAAUGAGUCAUUCCUAAUUCAGUAACAUUUAUAAACCAUUUUUGUUUGAUAAAUAUUUAAUUUUAGCCAGUUUUGUUGCAACUUGUUACUGUUACUUUACUCAUGUGAAGUGUUGUGUUAAAAGUAGAGUUUCAAAGUCCAGAAUACUUUGACCGCGUAUGCUCUGACAUUGAUUUUGAAUGAAACGCUUCAUACAUAAUAAAAUGCUGAUAAAAUGAGCCAGAUGUGAUAAAUUUAUGCUUUUAAAAAAGUAAGUUCUAGUCCUUGAUUUGAUUGGUCAAUAGCUGUUCUAUAUUCAUGAUAAAGCACAGCUACGACCGCUUCACUCAAUGAUUCUGUGCAUGUGCAGUGCCCGUAGCAACCACUCUUAGCAACAUGCUGGCAUUUUUGAGUGAUGGACCGGGCCUUGUCUGCGGUGGUAUAUCAUCAACAGCCUAGAGAUGCAGGGUUAGCAUCAGCCCCUCCUUGUCAAAUUUCCCUGAGCCAGGACCUUCUCAGUCAGGGGCUGGGCAUGAUCCAGCACCCCAGGCUGGUCCUGUGGAAUGGGACCAGUGGUGAAAUCUCUGGAUAUCCCGAGCGGAGCAAAAUUUAAUUUGUCCAUUCUCAUUUGUCUUUUCUAAACAAGAUCAGAGGCGAUUGGGUUCCAGGAACAAAGCGAUGUUUUUAUCCACAUAACAUCUUGUUUCCUCUAUCAGGGAAUGGAGGAUAUAAGCAAAAUUGAGACGGUUUUGUAAGUUUUCCUGCUCACAAAAAAAUGAAGGGUCUGUAAUUUUUAUUGUAGGUUUAUUUGAACUGAUUGAGACAGAAUAUCAACCAAAAAAUCGCGGCGAAAAAUCAUAUAAAGGUUAUAAAUUGAUUGGCAUUUCAGUAAGUGAAAUAAGUAUUUGAUCCCAGAACAAAACAUAACUUUGUACUUGGUAGAGAAACAAUUGUUGAAACACCAUUGUUGGCAAGCACAGAGACGUUUCUUAUAGUUGGUCACCAGGGGCCUGUUCCAUAGAACAAGAUUACAAAAUAAGCCAGGCUUAUUUUGGUAAAUCAGACUUAUUGUCAGUCGAUUCGGUUUCAUAAAGCAAACUUAAAAUAGUUUGAACUCAUUUACUAUGGCAACUUAUGCUGGGAAAUUAGCCUGAUCCGGGGCAGGCUAACUGUCAGGCUAAGCCUUAGUUGUUGCUUAACUAGAGGUCAAUGUAAUGUGAUGAUAUUACCACUGAUUCUCUGUCAUGAUGCAAUAUUACAUCACUUUAAUGAACAUUAUAAAUAAAAAUGUAAAGAAAUCAAUUAAAUAAAUUAUAGAACACAAUAAUGAAUUAAUAUAUUGUCUGUUGUCAUACAUCUGUGUUAGAUUAUAUCGAUUUGAUAUACUGUAAAUGUUUAAUAAUGUCAAUAAAGUUUGAAUAUAAACAUUGCCCAAUAAGUUGAUAAUAGCUAUAACAAAUUCAAACAAUUAUAUUGGCCAAAAAGAUGUAAAUCCAAACAAUUUAUAGUGACCUACAGUUUCAAAAAAUGGCAAGGUAAAAUGGGAUGCCUUGUGUGUGUUGUAUAUUGUCUGCCUGAUGAGAGAGAGGCUGCCAAUGAUGGUUGUAGAGAAAGACUGAUGGGGCAAUAAGAUGAUUUUUGAUGACAAUUAAACAGACAGAGUUAUCAUUUUUUGUAGCCUUGAAUUUUUUACUUUUCCUUCAGUUUAAUAAAAUAAUUUUACUGUAGGCUAUAGCUUCUUGCUGCAGAGAAAGCAUACUAUUAAAUAGUGUUGAAACAAAAGGUCCUGUCUCACUGUCUUAUGGCAGUUUUUCUUGCAUCUUUUCCAGUUGUUUUUUCAGAUUUAACUUUCAUCUUUAUUAACUUUCCAGCUAUAUUCCUUUUUGUUUGGAGGUAGAGCUUGUACACAGUCUUUAUCUUCUUUGCAUUAUUUUGUAGGAACAGAAAAAUAAUUUGAUGGGGUACCUUUUGGCAUUUUGUUGUAAUGACUAAAUAUUCCUUUGGUCACAUGUGGUCCCAGUCUACAGUGUCCUGCAGACAAUCUGCAAAAUACACAAUGUGAGCCCCUCAACACACAAGUGGGCCUUCAAAUCUAAUGUGCAAACAGUGAUUUCUGUACCUAGACUAACCUGUGAACAUACAAACACAUUAUUCUGAAUUGUAGAUGGUUGUCUGAAAUCAAGAUUUAAACUCUGUUAAUCACUGCUUUAAACUCUUUAAGACAUUUACACAGCACUGAAUUGUAAUACAUUUUAUACAAAAAAAGUAAUGUAGGUUUAACAUUUUUGUACAAUAUAUAGUAUUAUUUAAUUUAUUUGUAUAGGCUAUAUGAAUAUAUUUGAACACUUUAUACUUACUGCAUGCAUUGAGUCAUUUAGGAAUUUCUUGCCAAUCUUUCCCUCUGGUUUCGUUAUUUGCAGCGGUAGUACCCAGUUUCGUACCUUUGAGGUUUAAAUUCUUCACACGUUUUGCAGAAGGUGGCGGUAAUGCAACAAUACGCUGGAUGUUAACCGCCGUUAAACACAUAAGAAGAAGAAGAGCACCAAUCACCACUCUCUUUUCCUUAGCGGAUCGAUUUGAUCAAAGCUUGACUUGUAGGGCUGCUGAAAUUAGCGUGCACACGCAAUUAUCUGAACUAGGUGAACCUGACUCAAAUUAGUCAGAUCACAUGAUCUUCAACUUCACUUUAUGGAACCGAAUUAAGCGUGACUGAUGAGUUCGGUUCAUUCAAGUCAGGUGUUGGCUUUAAUCGCAGCUUUUCUUAGCGGCCUUUUAUGGAACAGGCCCUAGGUCUGCACACAUGUCAGACUCAGGACACAUUUGUGACCCUAGACAACAAAACCAAUCUUAAGGGCCAAUUUUUUUAAUUGACAAUAUUUGGCCAAGAUACAACUAUUUAAAACUCUGAAAUCUGAGAGUGUAAAAAAAUAAAAACAUUGAGACAAUUGCCUUUAAAGACGCACUGAAUCGCCUUGGAAUGCGCAGCAUUAUUUGAUGUGUUGACGUAAUAUCAACUGAAAUAUGCAGAGAACGUGAGACAUAUCGAGUGGCUACUCCCCCUUUUCAAAUAACCAAUGGCAUUUUGUUUACAGCACAGUCAGCCUCAGCUUGGCAAGCUGCAUUUAACAGCGACAGUGGUAUAAGUCUAUUGAAAAGAAUAGGCAGAUCAGUAAUACCAGUGAUGUGUCAUUUGAAGCUUGUUAUUUACAUUGGUGAGUGACACUGGCGUUUGACUUCUCCUUUACUCAUCAAGGCUUUGAUGUCUGAUCUCUUCCAUAGAGCCUUAACAUUCAACAUACUGUAUAUAGACUUUAAACGGGUCAGAUACGCUUUGAUUUCUCAGCAAAUUUGUGUGUAUGAUCUGCGCAUAUGAUCAGCUCUGUGCUAUCGUGAACCGCUCGCGUGACACUAACGCAAAAUUGAUACUUUAAUGUUAGUGUUUACACUGUCUGGAUCAUCCCCUAUCUCCCAUCUAGUGCAUAAUGCAUCAAUCAACACGGACAUAAUAAAUGUGCGAACAAGUGGCUGAUAUGAGGCGCCGCUUCAGCAUCUCUGCUAUUAAAGGGGGCGAGACUCUUCGGAUUCUAAAGCGGAUUUGAUCGGACAAGAACUCUGACGAGAGGCUGAAGUGUUGCGUGAUGUCAUGGAAUUUCUAGAUUUGUUUAAGCGCACGUGCCAGACUGUCAGUUUUGAAUGGUUAUAUUUCCUAAAGGCGAAUUUUGUCAGUGCUUAAUAGCAUAUCAGCUUAUUGACAUCCUUAAGGCUCACUCAUUUUUAAUAAAAGGAAAAAUCGUUCAUUUUGGUUUCACUGGGGCUUAAAAGUUGUUAAACAGAGGCGCUGUAGCAGGGUGCUGCUAAGAUGAAACAGGUUUGUUUGAACGCUCUCUUUUGGCCAACUGCACACCAUCACACGACUCCAACUUCUUCAUCAAGUUUGUGGACGACACGACUGUGGUGGGUCUCAUUAGCAACAGAGAUGAGACAAACUACAGGAGCGAGGUGAGCCACCUGGCCGGGUGGUGCAGUGACAACAAUCUCUCUCUCAAUGUGGAGAAGACAAAGGAGAUUGUUGUUGACUUCAGGAGAGUACACACUCAGCAUGCUCCUCUGACUGCCAAUGGUGUGACUGUGGAGAGAGUGAGCAGCACCAAGUUCCUGGGGGUGCACAUCACUUAGGAUCUCUCCUGGACUAACAACACCGCAGCACUGGCCAAGAAAGCACAGCAGCAUCUCUACCAUCAUGUGCACCUUCUACAGAGGCACCAUCGAGAUCAUUCUGACUAGCUGCAUUACUGUGUGGUAUGGCGCCUGCAACGCAUUCUACCGCAAUACCCUCCAACUCAUAGUGAGAGCAGCUGAGAAGAUCAUUGGUGUCUCUCUCCCUCUCCCUCCAGGACAUUUAUGGAAUUCGUCUCACCCGCAAAGCCCUCUGCAUUGCAGAUGAUCCCAUCCACCUGACACAUAGCUUCUUCAGGUUGCUGCCAUCAGGGAGGAGGCCAGGACCAGCAGACUAAAAGAGAGCUUCAUCCACCAGGCAGUCAGGAAGCUAAACUCCCUCCCUCCCGACCCUGCCCCCAUUCCCCUCUCUCGCCCCAUGCACCACUGAACUCUGACCUCAUCCGCUGUCAUGUUGAAGGCCCAUCCACGACCCGUCUUCAGUGAUCUAGUUAAGGGGAGGAGGUUCUCGUCCAAGAUUUUACGGUACAUGGAACCAUCCGUCAGCCCAUCAUGUGGUGAAGUCAUCCUGUACCCGUAGCGGUGAAAAGGCCCCAAAGCAUAAUGUUUCCAACAAUGUGCAUGACUACAGAGUCUGAAUCAUUUUAAUGUUCAUUGUCAAACUUCAGAAGAGCCAGACAGGCUUUCUUGAGCAGGAGGACCUUGUUGGUGUUUCAGGAUUUUAAUCUAUUGUGGCAUAGCGUGUUACCAAUGACUUUGCUUGGUAACUGUGGUCCCAACUGCCUUGAAAUCAUUAACAAGCUUCAUCUGUGUAGUUCUGGCCUGAUCUUUAACCUGUCUCAAGAUCAUCUUCACCCCAUUGGGGAAAUCUUGCAGGGAGCUCCAGACAAAGGGCAAUUGAUGGUCAUUUUAUAUUUCUUCCAUUUACAAAUAAUCGCACCAACUGUUGUCUCCAUCUCACCAAGCUUCUGUCUGUAGCCCAUUCCAGGUUUGUGCAGGUCUACAAACUUGUCCCUGAUAAUCUUCGACAGCUGUUUGGUCUUGACCAUGGUGGUGGGGAGGUUGACAUGGAAGAUACAGAUUCUGUUGGCAGGAAUCUUUAAUAUGUACAUGGAAUACUUUCUGUUACAAGGACUCCCACAAGCAAACAAAACUUAAGGUCCAAGUUCUUACAGCUUGCUACAAGGUCCCCGGAUGAACCAACGGAAAGAGACGUGCAACUGGGUGACAGGAUAACAAGGUGUUUAUUUACAAGGUGGAAACCAAAAAUUGGAGAAAUGAUCCUCAGGAAAAGCAGAAUAUUCAUUCAAGUCCAUGGUUUCAAAAAUAUAACAAAAAUAGUCCAUAUCGGUAAGAAUGUCCCAUCAAAAAUUCAUCCAGUUCACAAACGUUCGGCUACACCAUAAUUGGUCCAAACUGGUAAAUUCAUAAUCAGGUUAUUUCACUCACUCAACGAGCUCUUACUACCAACCCUCCUUUGUCCUACUGAAGGCAGUCUUAAAUAACUCAAGCCCUUAUGGGGGUCAUACCAACCCAGGAAACAAAAAGGGGUUUUAAACAAUCUUAACAAACCAUAUAAAUGUAUUAUACCGGCACCAAUAAACAAAUACAUUUCCACAUUGCAAAUGCAAAGAAAUAAAACACUAUUAAUACAAUUACUUCAAACAAAUAAACAUUUACCAUUUUACAAACAAAUAUUCAGACCACUGAUUUCCCCCAUUCAAUUAAACAGUUGGGCUGCCCUUCUAGCAGGCGGGAAAAAGACAGAUAAAAUGGCAACUUAUACACAUGUUUGGCUUUGACUGUAUCACAUGGAAAAAUGACCCAAGACGUAAGUACCACUGUUUAGAUAUGAAUAUGAAAUGUAACCUGAAUAAAUAUUAAUCCAAACUUGUGUCUGUUGUUUCUCUUAUACUAUGCCAUUUCAAGUUUUUCAAACCCAAAUGUUCCAAAAUAAUAGUCUCUAGUCACAGGUUCUUUGUGACAUUUUCUUACAGGACUAAUCUGUGGUCCAUAUAGGCACAUAACCAAUCUGUGGAGCCAGAAUUCUUGCUGGUUGGUAGGGGAUCAAAUACUUAUUUCACUGACUGAAAUGCAAAUCAAUGUAUAACCUUUAUAUACAUUUUUGGUUGAUAUUCUGUCUCUAUCAGUUAAAAUAAACCUAGCAUAAAAAUUAUAGAC